Molecule: messenger RNA, 2540 nt
Organism: Bombina bombina (fire-bellied toad)
Lineage: Eukaryota; Metazoa; Chordata; Amphibia; Anura; Bombinatoridae
Gene: LCP1
Product: lymphocyte cytosolic protein 1
Exons: 17
Coding region: 344-2227 (627 amino acids)
Biological process (GO): actin filament network formation; actin filament bundle assembly
Cellular component (GO): actin filament bundle; cytoplasm; actin filament
Molecular function (GO): calcium ion binding; actin filament binding
Source: RefSeq, a predicted model, not a curated record
CCACAGUUGACAAGAACUCCUGAUCGCACAAAAGUGAUCCUACAGUACUUGUUGGCGCUUAAGACCUACAGCUCAUAUUAGCAUCGUAUUGCACCUGAAGUGGAUCUAGACAUGACGCAGGGUGUAUCCAGAAGACAAUAGGUUACCCGCGGUCACGUGAUCUACCUGGGGAAAGAAAGGAUACAACACAGCAAAUACGGUCGCUACAUAGUGGCAACUCACCGGAGGUUGAAGAUUCUACUUGCUGCUGGAGCAGACCGUGACGGUAGACUGACAGCAAGGUGACCAACACAGGAGUGUUUGAUAAGGGUCACGGAAGGUUUGUCUACAGAAGAAGAGCAAUAUGGCUACAAAAGGACCCGUUACAGGUGAAGAGAUGGAGGAGCUCAGGGAAGCUUUUAGCAAAAUUGAUGCUGAUGGAAACGGUUUCAUAAGUCCUUCUGAAUUGAAUGACCUGUUUAAAGCUGCUAACUUGCCUCUCCCUGGAUAUAAAGUGAGAGAAAUCACCCAAAAAUUGAUGGAAGCUGGAGACCAGAAUCAGGAUGGCAAGAUUAGUUUUGAUGAAUUUAUCUUGAUUUUUAAUGAACUUAAAAGUUCAGAUAUUUCAAAAACAUUUAGAAAAGCCAUAAACAAGAAAGAAGGCAUUUGUGCUAUUGGCGGUACCUCUGAACAAUCCAGUGCUGGCACCCAGCAUUCCUACUCAGAAGAGGAAAAAUAUGCAUUUGUUAACUGGGUUAACAAAGCCUUGGAGAAGGAUCCUGAUUGUAAGCAUGUUAUUCCCAUGAACCCGGAUACUGAUGACCUGUUCACUGCUGUGGGUGAUGGAAUUGUACUCUGCAAAAUGAUUAACCUCUCUGUACCUGAUACAAUUGAUGAAAGAGCCAUUAACAAGAAGAAGCUAACACCUUUCACCAUCCAGGAGAACCUGAACUUAGCACUAAACUCAGCCUCUGCAAUUGGAUGCCACGUUGUAAACAUCGGAGCUCAAGACUUGAAGGAGGGAAAGCCUUAUCUGGUCUUGGGACUCUUAUGGCAAGUUAUCAAGAUUGGCUUGUUUGCUGACAUUGAGCUGAGCAGGAAUGAAGCUUUGAUAGCCCUGUUACGAGAAGGAGAAAGUCUGGAGGAUCUGCUGAAACUUUCCCCAGAGGAACUGCUACUAAGAUGGGCGAACUACCACUUGGAAAAUGCUGGCUGCAACAAAAUUAACAACUUCAGCUCUGACAUCAAGGACUCUAGAGCAUACUACAAUUUGUUAAAUCAAAUAGCUCCAAAGGAGAAUGAUGAUGGGAUUCCUCCUGUGGAGAUUGAUAUAAGUGGCCUCAGGGAAAAAGAUGACCUUAAGAGAGCAGAGUGUAUGCUAGUGCAGGCGGACAGGCUGGGGUGCCGCCAGUUUGUGACAGCCACUGACGUUGUCCGUGGGAAUCCAAAGCUCAACUUGGCUUUCAUUGCAAACCUGUUCAACAAAUAUCCUGCUCUUCAGAAACCAGAAAAUCAAGAUAUUGAUUGGAGCUCUAUUGAAGGAGAAACAAGAGAGGAGAGAACAUUCAGGAACUGGAUUAACUCUCUUGGUGUUACUCCACGUGUAAAUCACCUGUAUAGUGACCUAUCAGAUGCCCUUGUGAUAUUCCAGCUAUAUGAAAAGAUUAAAGUACCAGUGGACUGGAACAGAGUUAACAAACCCCCCUAUCCUAAACUGGGGGAAAAUAUGAAAAAGCUUGAAAACUGCAACUAUGCAGUUGAUCUUGGUAAGAACAAGGCCAAGUUUUCUCUUGUUGGUAUCGCUGGGCAAGAUCUGCAUGAAGGAAAUCGAACUCUGACCUUAGCCUUGCUUUGGCAACUGAUGAGAAGGUACACAUUAAAUAUCCUUGAAGAGAUUGGAGGAGGGCAGAAGGUUAAUGAUGAUACCAUUGUCAACUGGGUUAAUCAGACUUUGAAAGAAGCUGGAAAAUCAUCCUCUAUACAUGGUUUUAAGGACGGUAAAAUCAGCACUAGCAUGCCUGUCCUGGACCUGAUUGAUGCAAUACAACCUAGCUCAAUCAACUAUGAUCUUUUGAAAACAGAAGACUUAAAUGACGAAGAAAAACUCAAUAAUGCGAAAUACGCCAUUUCAAUGUCAAGAAAAAUUGGCGCAAGAGUCUACGCACUUCCAGAAGAUCUAGUGGAAGUGAAACCUAAGAUGGUGAUGACUGUGUUUGCUUGUCUCAUGGGGCGAGGACUGAGAGUCUGAAGAACUAUAGCAAAAGUCAUUUAUGUUACUCUUUCUUUUCAGUGGCAGUGGCUGGAUUACAAUGAGCUUUUUUGAGCAAAUGUUUUUUUUUAAUAUCUGUUUCUGGUACUAAUCUACUCAGUACUGAAAUAAUAAAAAAAAAGCCCAUACCCCUUUGGCUGGCAGAAACAGAUGCACAACUGAUCUGCAGUCCUGUUUGGGAGUCAACGGGUUAUGGUAAACUAACAGAACUUACAGCAGCAGACCUAUUUGUAGUUUUGCAUUAUCAGAAAAUAAAUUACUUUUUGUUUUUAAUAAAAUUUUAAAAAAAGUA